AUCUUUCUGUUUCAUCGACGCUAUCGAGAGCUUCUUGUAGUUUUACGAAACCAGAGAGCCUAUGUUUCUUGUUUAAAAAUAUAGAAUUUGAGGUUAAAUAGGCCUUUAACCUGCUGUGUGUAGUUAUAUAAGCUGUUUCGCCCACCUUGCAUUUGGUUCCAUGGUAACUAUUGAGGACAAAAUCACACAAACGCUGAAAAUGUGGCUUGUCCAAAAGAAAUUGAUGAUUUUUUUUUUACUCACAAUAGUUUGUAUUCAUGUUAAGCUAAUUACUGAAUAAAUUGUGACAUCCUGAAGUUGCUAUGAAAUCCAGCGGAGCUGUGUUUACGAGGCAGAAUCCAUUCCCACCCUCAUCCACUGUGAAGAGGGCACAUUACCACCCAUCACGCAAGCAGUCAUCAAAAAAAGAGAAAGCAGUUACUCUAAGUCCCGUUCGUUUACAUCAGAGCUCCAAGCAUCCACCUCGCUCUCUAAACCGGGAAAGCCAGCAGCUGUGUGAAAAUCUUGAUUUUCCUGCCAGUGAUGGACAACAUGUAUUUGCCGAGUUCUGGCCCUCCACCGAAUGUGGAUCUUCCUCUGACAGUAACACCGACUUUCAUGAAAUGUUGCCAGACAAACUAUCUGUGAGAUUAGAGACAUCCACGGUUCCCUCUGGAGUAAAGGAGGAUUCUGUUCUUGCAAAGUAUGUAGAACGUUUUCGUCAUGGUCGACCUCAGAGUCGAGAGGAGCGCCAACAGAUGGCCUCUACUGAUGGAAGACAACAGAUGCCUUUUUGGUGGAAGGCCCACUCAUCACCCCCCAGUUUGACCCCAACUAAAUCAUUAGACAAAGAUGGCCAUGAUUCCACCGUUUACAGUCCAGUUGGGCAGCCUCAACAUGACAGAUCCUUCAAUGUUGUGUCUGACUCCUCUGUGGGGGAAUUUGAUGACACAGAAAUAUUACAUCUUCAAGAAAGAGCAAGCAGACUUCUACUGAGAGGCGAAUGUAGUCAGAGUGAUGAAUCCUUCCCUGUUAGCUCAGAUGGCCUAGGAUGCUACGAUUUCUCUUCUCCAGCCAGUGUGGAUGAGCCAGUGCGGCAACCUUGGAUUCCCAGUUUAAUAAAACCAGUUGCUGCGAAGGUCAGUCCAGACUCAGCUCCUGCCUCAUCCUCCCGGAAACCUGUCAUCCCCACCGUGACACCCCACACACGUCCACAGGAGGAUAUUUUGUUCCAGUGGCGUUUACGGAGAAAGAUGGAGCAAGCUAGAGGCUGGUCCCAGUCCAUGAGCCAGUCAGGGCUUCAUGAUUCUGCUUUCAGCUGGCAGGCCCCAGGUUUGCUCCAUGCAUCAACCAGUGGACAGCCUUACAAGCAACAGCAGAGCUCCCAACCUCCUCAGUUCUCAGAAAGAGAUGCUCAUUCAUACAUGACUGCUCCCCAUCCGGAAAUCACAGAGACCCACAGACUGAGUGCUCCAGCUCCAAGUCCUCCACUCUUCCAUGCUGCUGUUGUUUCCUCUUCUUCUUUGAUGUCUCAAACCCAGGCUCUUACCCAUGUUCCUGCUCACAUGCAUUUACUCUGCGAUGUCCUUCCCUGCCCCAACCAGUCCUCUGUUGCUAACAAUGAGCAAAGCAUUUCACAAAAGUUGUCCGAGCCCCAAACCAAAGUUGUCCACAAAAAAACUCAAGUCUCAGAAAGCAUAUUGAGCCCCAACAGUGAUGGGCUUAUCAAAGAAUGCUUGCCAUCCUCCCGACAUGCAUCAGCUGAAAACAUAAAAGAAGAGGGGCCUAUGGGGCGAAAGGGUCUCGAUAAGAACAAGAAGAAGAAACUGGCCACACAACGGUCACACCAGAAGACAGCACUACCUUCCAGUCAGCAGAGGAAACCUACAAGGGAUUGUUCAAAUCCGAGCCUACCACAAAAGACCACAUCAUUAAAAGAGCAGCAUGAACAGGAUGGAAGCGAGGAGGAAAGCUGCAUCAGGGGUCAUCUGCCACCAUCCUCUCCAGUUCACACUGCUUUAGGCCAGGUAGUGUCAGAGGUUUUGUUUCCGACGGUGGCUCAGAGGACACCUGCUUCAUCAGUUUCUCCUCCUACAAUCACCUCCUCUCCUUCACAUUCCCCAGUUCCUUUGAACGUCACACAGAACUCCUUGGAAGUCAUUUCACAGCUGCUUCAAGAGGCUGAAGAUUCUGAUGGAAAAGAAUUUGAAGACGACCCUCUGUUACAAGUCCUCCGCCAGCAGAGAAAAUGGGUGAAAGAUCAGAUCAGAGAGGUGGACGUGAUGCUGAAAGAAACCCUGAAGGAGCAACCGGCUGCUUGAACUAAUCAUACUGUUGUUUUUUUGUCGUUUUUAUAUUGAAAUAAAGUUUAUUUAUGCCAUAGGAUUUCAACAUACA
This is a messenger RNA of Girardinichthys multiradiatus, 2376 nucleotides long. It is a transcript of the gene proser3, whose product is annotated as proline and serine rich 3. The transcript is spliced from 13 exons. The coding region runs from base 303 to 2300 and encodes 665 amino acids. Lineage: Eukaryota; Metazoa; Chordata; Actinopteri; Cyprinodontiformes; Goodeidae. The record is from RefSeq and is a predicted model, not a curated record.